CCACACCCAAAAAAACACAACCUUUAAACUCAAACUCGUUCCUCUCCCAACUCAGCCAUGGCGUCCAUCCACGCCAUAGCUCCCCAGAGCUUCCUCAACCUCCCAAACCCCAAACCCAGAAAACCCAUCACCCCCCACUCAAAACCCACUUCAAGUUCCAAUCUUUACACCCUUAAACCCCCAAAGACCCAAUCUUUCCCCUCAAGGAAACCCACCCGGGUCCUCACCUCCGUCGCCGACCACCACCAUGACGUCAUCCCGGUACAGAGCUCCGACUGCGUUGACCAGCAGGAAGGGAUGGUGGUGAGCAGGGCAGAGUGUGAGGGUGUGGAGAGCGAGUUGGCGAGUCAGGUUGGUGGGUUUGGGGCGAGUGAGGGGAGGCUCUCGUUUGAAGGGGCUGGUGGGUUUGGGUCUUCUUCUUCUGGGGUUGGAAAUGAGAGAGGGAAUGAGGAGUUAUAUAGGCUUGUGGAUAGGAGUAUUAAUGCCACUAUUGUGCUUGCUGCUGGCAGUUUUGCUCUUACUAAGUUGCUUACUAUUGAUCAGGAUUAUUGGCAUGGAUGGACUAUAUAUGAGAUCUUAAGAUAUGCACCUCAACAUAAUUGGACUGCUUAUGAGGAAGCACUUAAGGCUAAUCCAGUUUUAGCCAAAAUGGUAAUUAGUGGUGUUGUAUACUCUCUCGGUGACUGGAUUGCACAGUGCUUUGAAGGAAAACCUUUAUUUGAGUUCGACCGGGCACGAAUGUUCAGAUCUGGGCUUGUUGGCUUUACUCUCCAUGGUUCCCUAUCGCACUAUUAUUACCAGAUUUGUGAGGAGCUUUUUCCUUUCCAAGGCUGGUGGGUGGUUCCUGUCAAAGUAGCCUUUGACCAAACUAUAUGGGCAGCAAUUUGGAACAGCAUUUACUUUACAGUUUUGGGAUUUUUGCGUCUUGAAUCUCCUAUCAAUAUAUAUAGUGAACUGAAAGCGACAUUCUGGCCAAUGCUGACUGCAGGUUGGAAGCUGUGGCCAUUUGCUCAUCUUGUUACCUAUGGUCUGAUCCCCGUCGAACAAAGGCUCUUAUGGGUGGACUGUGUAGAGUUAAUUUGGGUGACUAUUCUAUCAACUUAUUCAAAUGAAAAGUCGGAAGCAAGGAUUUCUGACGCACCAGCUGAAGCAAGUUCCAACUCUCCAAACAUAAGUCCUCUUGAGGAGUAAAAUUUAAAAAAAGACCAGAGUACAAGGGAGGAUUACUGACAAGUUGAGGAGUGAAAUCCUCUUCAUGGUGUUCUGUGGCUUGAGAGGUGUAAGUACCUAGAUUUGUGGAAAGUAGCCUGGCCGGGCUGAUUUAUAUGGUAUAUAGAUACUGCACAUAUCUCAGAACUCCCACAUGUAUGCUAAGUGACAUAGUUUCCCCUACUAUAUUGAUGACGAUUCGUCGUACAUAAUCUUAGAAAAUUCAACUAAUUUAUGUAAAUCCAUCCGAAAAAUACAGUAGAUGAAUGUGAUUUACAUAGUUUAGUUGAAUAGGAAUCAUUUUGGAUCGGAAUACUUUCUCAUAUUAUACUGCAGGAUUGAAACAAUUAUUGGAAGAGGAACAGUAGGAUUGGCUGUUUCCAGAUAGAUGAAGGGGUUCCAGACUUCCAGUAGAGAAGUUUACAGUACAUAAUACGUGAUUGUGUUUAGUAAAAUAUAUAUCGUCCUUAUUCUCAGAGCUC
Molecule: messenger RNA, 1691 nt
Organism: Fragaria vesca subsp. vesca
Lineage: Eukaryota; Viridiplantae; Streptophyta; Magnoliopsida; Rosales; Rosaceae
Exons: 7
Coding region: 58-1191 (377 amino acids)
Cellular component (GO): cytoplasm; membrane
Source: RefSeq, a predicted model, not a curated record